Molecule: messenger RNA, 4786 nt
Organism: Sipha flava (yellow sugarcane aphid)
Lineage: Eukaryota; Metazoa; Arthropoda; Insecta; Hemiptera; Aphididae
Product: serine proteinase stubble-like
Exons: 10
Coding region: 830-3355 (841 amino acids)
Biological process (GO): proteolysis
Molecular function (GO): serine-type endopeptidase activity
Source: RefSeq, a predicted model, not a curated record
GACCAACCGUCAGCCGUCGAGGAGGGCUAAUGCCAUCUUCCGGAGACGACGACUCCGCCGUCGGUCAUCAAACACGAGCAGAAAAGCAACGCGCCGCUUCCUGUCAAUGCUCCUGUGCGCGACGACGACGACCAGAGAGCAUAGUAGUACCGUCUCUAUUGCCACCGGUCCGUCCGGAACAACGGGUCAUUGAUUCGGUCCUCCUCGCAACCGUUGCCGUCACCGCCGCCGUCCAGAAAUCGUAUCGAAAUUCGCAAACACAAUUAUUAUUAUUUUCGCGUUGUACCGAUCGUCUACGAGAUUUAAAUAGUAAAAAUAUAUACGCACAACUUAAAGUUUGCAUUAAAUAUAUUUAUAAUUUUUUCUCUCUCUCUCUCUCUCUCUCUCUCUACACCCAAAACCCGCGCAUUACAAUUAUUUUACACCCAACCGACGAACAAGAAACAAAUCAAUUUCCAUUUGUAUUAUACGUCUGUAUACGUCUCGACGUGUGAAAUCCUUUUUCCAUCCGGCCGGCACCGACGUACGGUUCGCGAGUGUCCACUAACCGUUGACGAAAGUCCAAAUCCGUUAGAAGCAAAAACGGAUUAACUGUCUAUUCCCAUGCAUCAAUGACUACCAUUUCGAGACGGACCGCGCCAUGCGGUUGAGGAGACAUCAACGACAGUUACACAAGAACAAAUACUUGGCAAUUUACGCAUUUGGUUCCGUUGUUGAACAAUAUUCGAAUUCUCGCUGACACUAUAAAAAAAUCAGACUUCGAAUCCGAGAUCGUCAACUAUAUAUCAUUAUUCGUCGAGAGAUUAGGAGGCACAUCGAUUUCUACAGAAUGAAGAGUCAUGGCAAUUGUUCACCAAUGAAGUCCUCAUCCGAUAAAACACUAUUAUUUAUGAUCUACAUGGUUGGAGUGAUCAUCAGCAAUAGUUUGGUGAAAUCCUAUCCCUCAUGGGACACACAAAGCACAAUAACAGAUUUCGGACGGAACAUCAGGCAGCUGCCGUGCGUGAGCCGGAGGACCGGCGAGACGGGCGUUUGCAUGUUCGCGUACUCGUGCGCCAAAGUGAACGGCACGCACCUGGGCACUUGCAUCGAUCGGUUCUACUUCGGGAGCUGCUGCAAGACCCAAUCGAACGCCGACGUCGAGGUCAACGAACCGGACAAUUACCUGAACAACAUGGACAACGACGUGGUCGGUCCGCCGGCGACGGCGUCGUCCAACAUCAAAAUCGGCGCGCAGCACUCGACCACCACCGACAGAUACGGCGCUCAUAGCUCGCCGACCACCACGUUUAUGUCUUCUUACAAGCCCACCGCCCAAUUCGCCGUUUCGUCGUCGUCCACGUCGUCUACCACGUCCACGUCCACGUCCAGAAACCAGUACACCGAGCACGCGCCGUCGACGGUUACCACGGGCACGGCCAGGCCCACGGUCACGUUCGCGAGCAGCAGCACACCGGGUUCGGUGUCGUCGUCGUACACGACCACGAUAUCACAUUCGACCAAGCCCAUACCCUCGACCACGUUUUCCACGGCCAAGCCCGCGGUGAAGCCCAGCUCGUACAAGCCGCCGGUCAAGGACCCGGUGUUGUCCACCGUCCAGAAGCCCAAGCCUCAGACCGCGAGGCCGACCGUCCAGUUCAGCGUGCCCAGCUCGACCGCGUCCAACACCGUCGUGUACUCGCCCGGCCACGAGACCACCAGACCCGCCGCAUCCACGAGCUCUUACACCACGCCGCGUCCAUCCAACUCCACGACCAACGCCGCGCUGUCCACGUCUAGGCCUGCGAUCAAGCCGUCGAGCACUACGUACAAAUCGACUACACCGGUGUCGUCGUCCCCGUCGCCGUCGCAGACGUCCGCGUCGUCUCCGCAGAAAGUCAAACCGCACACCACAGCUAAGCCAACGGUAAAACCGAAACCGUCUUCCUCCGCCAAGCCCGCGGAACAUUCGUCCACCGCCGCUACCGAGUUCGUUACGGGCUCUUCCUACGCGACCCGUUCGACCGUGGAGAACGUCACCCAAAUAAUUGCCAACUUUUCCGCGACAACCGCCGCGAUGAACAGCCCAACGAUCAGCGGUUACACGUCACCGCAUUACGGCAGUACCACCGCCGUGACGUCUACCUCGCCCACGUUGGUCACUUGGACAACUCUCGACAAAGUUCCCGUGGUACCGUCCGAGAGCACGAAACCACCGAACCUGACGUACAAGCCAUCGUCAGGCGUCGACGGUUCAACGCUUCCUUCCUGGGUCAAACUUCCUGCGGUUGAAACGCAUGAGCCGAACGCUUCAGGAACACCGUACAAAGAAAGUACCACUUAUCCGUACUCCUCAACAUUGAUAUCAAAGCCGAGCACUGUCCAGAGCAUAUCCGACAACGACAUCGCUAUGGCCACAAAUAACGUUGAUACAAGCACCAAUAGCGUACACUAUUCUUCGAGUACACUAUCUAUGCUAAUGCCAACUUCAACAUCAACAACACCAACAACAACAACAACGACCACUACUACUACAACUCCUCCGCCGACAACAGUAACAGAUUCUGUUGAAGCCGCAAACGCUCCACUGAACAUGUCCAACUAUAAAGACGUUUGCGGUAGACGACUGUUCCCUACAGCUAGAAUUGUGGGAGGUGAAAAAGUUUCAUUCGGCAAGUGGCCGUGGCAGAUUUCGUUAAGACAAUGGAGAACGUCUACAUACUUACACAAAUGUGGAGCAGCGUUAUUCAAUGAAAAUUGGGCGGUAACUGCUGCACAUUGUGUUGAAAACGUCCCUCCGAGUGACUUACUACUUAGGCUUGGUGAACACGACUUGUCUGUAGAAGAAGAACCUUACGGCUAUGAAGAACGGAGAAUACAAAUCGUCGCCUCGCAUCCGCAGUUCGAUCCGAGAACUUUUGAAUAUGACUUAGCACUUUUGCGAUUUUACGAACCAGUCAAGUUCCAGCCCAAUAUCAUACCUGUUUGCGUCCCAGACGAUGAUUCAAACCAUGUAGGGUCUUCUGCUUAUGUCACAGGAUGGGGAAGAUUAUACGAAGACGGACCUUUACCCAGUGUUCUACAAGAAGUGACAGUUCCUGUGAUUAACAACUCGGUUUGCGAAACCAUGUACCGCGCAGCAGGAUACAUCGAACACAUACCAGACAUAUUUAUUUGCGCGGGUUGGAAAAAAGGAGGUUUCGAUUCGUGUGAAGGUGAUUCCGGUGGCCCGAUGGUAAUUCAAAGACCCGAUAAGAGAUGGAUACUGGCCGGUAUCAUAUCGUGGGGAAUCGGUUGCGCCGAACCAAACCAACCCGGCGUGUACACGAGAAUUUCAAAGUUCAAAGACUGGAUCAAUCAAAUAUUGCAAUUUUAACGGACAGAAAAAACAACAAUCAACAUUUCCCAUCUAAAACUAUCGAGUCGACCGGGUACGCGGCCUCAAAUUUUAGACAAUUUCGUUUGUUCCUAAUGCUUAUAUACAGUACUCAUAUGAUUUUUUUUUCGCACGACUUGCAACAAAAGGACGUCGUGCGAGUUGGUCGGUCCAAGUGUUAUCGAUACAGUUUGAAUAAUAGUCUCUCACUUGUUCGUACGCUUAUUGCUAUUAAGAGAUGUUUUAUUUACGGUGAAUACUGCAGUCUCCAUGUAAUAUAUAACAUAUACGUAUCACUGCAGACUAUUACGUUAACGGACGCAAUUUAAUAGAAGUUCUUUUUAGAUAUAUUAUUAUAUUGAUUGACAUACGCCGCAUAUUGUGUGCCCGGUCUUGACUCGAUAUGUAUGUACGUAUUACACAUUAUUAAACACGUAGAAGUACGUUCGUCUUUAAUCUAUUGAAUUGUCCAUCAGCGUAAUACUUUGCAGAGACCUUCACGAAUUGAUUAUGUUACGAAGGACACAAUAUUGUUACGACAUAUACAACGUUCUUUUUAUUUCAAACACAUAAAAAUAUUUCAAAUUUCAUAUAAUUUUUUUCGUUUCUAGUGUUAAAAAAAUAUCAUUAGUGUUAGUUUUGAAUCUACUUCGAACAAAAUAAACUCCGAUUCAAAAUAGCGUAUAAUUAGCAAAAAUUUUGUUUAAUAGUAAUCCUACACGUAUUAGGCAUAGCUUAAGUUGAACAUAAUAUCAUUUUAUUUUAAUCGUAAACAUUACGAGAUCUUAAAUUAUUAUUGCAGUCCUCUAACAAGUUUUUGCGCUUUUACAAUGACAAAAUAAUGAUUCUGUUAUCAUUUGACCAAUGGUCAAAUACCAAAUGGUAUGUUAAAUUUAUAAUUAUCUACUUAAAUCAUGUAUAACAGUCAGUUUUCAAUUUUAAGCAAACGAGGUAUACAUGUUUUUUGGACACAUUUUUAGUUGAUUACAUUUUUUUUUUUUUUUUAAUAAAAUCACAUUUAUGCAUAAUAUAUUUGCUUAGUGGCGUGACGAGCUCCAAAAUAUCUUCUCGCUACGGAGCAAUCAUUGUUCAAGAUUUAUCUUAUGAUAUGAUUAUCCUGUGAUAUAGCACUGCUCUAUUUCCAUUAUGUUCUAUUCGCAAAUAUUUAACAGUUAUACAUUUUAUGCCUAAUUGAUUAAUUGUGUAUACAUAUAUUUAUUGUUGAAUGCUACCGCAAGUACAAUUUACCAUUAACACUUAACUGAUAUAUCAUUUUGAAAACCGAAACGUAAUAGUUUUUAAUUUUCUUUUAAAAGUAUAUAUACGAAUAUGAGUAUAUAUACAUACAAAAUAUGUCUCUUAUUAUGGAGUCUUAGCUCAAAUAUUUGAAGGUGUUAUUUUUUAAUUAUUUAUACUAAAUAAACAGGAAUA